AUGGCGCGAUGGGUCGUCCUCAACCUCAAGCAGAAGCUGAGGAUCGAACAGAUUUGUAAAUAUUUAGACGUGUCGGUUGACGGGUUCGAUCAGCUUCAACCAGAGUACAUGACACAAUGCUUCAACCCUCAGAUACUAGAUCGUCCAGACGUCAUCUAUAGCAGCUACGGUGCCUGUAAAGAUGAUGUCCCCUUUUACUCGCCACUCUAUUUUUCCAACAAAUACCUUCGAGAGAUUGAAGGGAGAAACGACGGGUUGGUCAGUCUCAAGAGUGCACAAUGGGGCAAUGACUUUACCAUCGUCGAAAAUUGUGAUCAUCGUGAUGUCAUCAAUUGGAACCCGUGGUUUGAUGCCUUACCAAUCUAUCACAAAAUUCUAUCUUGGCAAUCAAAUCAAGAAGAAUUACAACAAUCUGAAAAUUUAGUUGACAGCAACAGCAACAACAACACCCAACAAAUCAUGUAUUUAUUCACACCCAAUAAUAAUAAUAAUAAUAAUAAUAAUUAUAAUAAUAAAUCAUUAUUAGCAAUUAUAACUGGAAUCCUUUGGCAAAUUAAUAAUUAA
Cavenderia fasciculata is the source of this 564-nucleotide messenger RNA. RefSeq lists its product as uncharacterized. The record is from RefSeq and is a predicted model, not a curated record. Lineage: Eukaryota; Evosea; Eumycetozoa; Acytosteliales; Cavenderiaceae. The transcript is spliced from 2 exons. Bases 1 to 564 code for a protein of 187 amino acids.